UGGGCGAGCGAGCUAACAUCUUGGCUCUUUAAAAAUUAGUAUCUGAUGUAGCGCGAAUCUAUUGUGAAUUGAAAAAUUGUGAAAAAUGGCAGAGACAGACUACAGGAUAGCUGUGCAGCUGCAGAAGCUGUUCCAAAUGGACGAAACGUACAGCACACCGAAACUGUACACAAAGGAUCAAGAGUUGGCUGCAGAGUUGCAGAAACAAUUUGAGCAAGAGCAACACAUAGAAGCACCAACAAACUCUCUGGUAUACAAAACAAACAAGAACAAGGACUCGACAAAGUCACUGGUUGAUCCAUCCUGGGAACUCAUUGAUCCAACCCCAAACAUACACAAUCUGUUUAUAGCUUUCAAUCAGCAGUUCUUCUGGAACAAGUUGCUGGCGGUCUGCGUGUCAUGGAGCAAGAGGAUGACAACUUGUGCUGGUAUUUGCUCUUAUCAAGGAAGAGGUGGUCUCUGCAGUAUAACUCUGAGUGAGCCCCUGUUGAAACUGCGUCCUCGCAAGGAUCUCGUGGAGACUCUGCUGCAUGAGAUGAUACAUGCUUUUUUAUUUGUGACUAACAACAACAAGGACAGGGAUGGUCAUGGACCUGAAUUUCAUAAACACAUGUACAGGAUUAAUGGAGAUGCUGGGACUAAUAUUACAGUUUAUCAUGACUUUCAUGAUGAAGUGAAAUUGUAUAAAACACACUGGUGGAAAUGCGAUGGGCCCUGUCAGCAUAGGAAACCUUUCUUUGGGAUGGUCAGAAGAGCUACAAACAGAGCCCCGAAUCCAAGAGAUUUCUGGUGGGGUGAGCACAGUAGGACAUGUGGAGGGACUUUCAUCAAGGUUAAGGAGCCUGAGAAGACGGAGAAGAAAAAGAAAACGUCUGAAAAGGAAAAUAAUAAACCAAAGAAUGCUGGUGAUAUCAGGUCGUAUCUGCCUACUGUUACAAAGAAGCCAAGCACAAGCACAAAACCCACUGCAGACAAAAUACUCACACCAAAGAAUAAUACAGUAUUACCAAAAAGCAACAUACAUGGGUUUGGUGGGGACUCUGUGAGGACUGGGAAUAAUAAUGGUUUCAACAACAACGCUAACAUCAAAAAUAUCCACGGUUUCCACGAUAUUGAUAAACUUAGGAAAACUGCUGGAGGUGUUAGCAUGAACGCUGGGACUAUUGUGAUUAAUAAGAAGCCUAGCACAUCCACGCAAACUGAUGAUAAACCUGUGGAAAAGAUUAUUAUUCCAAGGUUUACUGGAUCUGGGAAAGCAUUAGGUAGUAGUACUAUUACAUCAAGUGAGACUUCAACAGCCAUCUCGAAAUACAUUAAUAAUUAUGGUAACCAGAUAAACUCCUCUUUAAAAGUGGAUGAUCAUUACACUUCAGUGAGAAACCAUUGGGCGAAUCGAUUCGAAUCUCAAAACAGCAAAAAGCGGUUAUCCGAUGAACACAUUCAGAAAACACCGAAGAAACCGAAGAUCGCUGAUAUAAAGACUGUUCCUUGUCCAGUCUGCAAUAAGCAAAUAGCAGACAGCGAAAUCAACAGACAUUUAGAUAAUUGUCUAAAUGGAACUCCGGAUGCUAAUUGCGACCAAAUUAUAGACAUAUCCAAAGAUGCACCGGACUUGGUCGAAUGCGAGAUUUGCAAUGAUUUUAUGCAAUCCGAUGAAUUAGCCAAACAUAAAGAGCACUGUAUGCAGAACAUCAGCAUGGCUUUUGAUACGUCCAUGGACUACAAGGAGUGCGAUAUCUGUAAAUCUAAAGUUGAUAGCAUGAUUUACGAUGUGCACGUGGCCAGCUGCUUGAUGAAGUGUUACGAUGAGGUGGAGGAAAGGUACAAACCGGAAAAGGGUGAUCAAGUGCCGUGCCUGGUUUGCAAAAAGUUGAUUGCCAAAGAACAAUUGGAUAAGCAUUUGGAUGACUGCAUGAGCAACGAGAAUGUUUUUGAAAGUGAGAAGGAAGCGAACGAAUUCUUGAAUGACAACAGUCUCGUUGAUGAGUACAGCAAUACCUUCGAGAUAUUCGACAGUGACUCUGAGAAGGAUCAGUUCUUGAACGAUACCAGUUUGAUCGAUGAUUACAAUAAUAGUAAUUGCAAUUAAUGUUAAUAUUUACAUAUUUAUUUUAU
This is a messenger RNA of Nicrophorus vespilloides, 2115 nucleotides long. Its product is annotated as sprT-like domain-containing protein Spartan. The record is from RefSeq and is a predicted model, not a curated record. Gene Ontology annotation, biological process: DNA repair. Gene Ontology annotation, molecular function: single-stranded DNA binding; polyubiquitin modification-dependent protein binding; metalloendopeptidase activity. Gene Ontology annotation, cellular component: nucleus. The transcript has 2 exons. The coding region runs from base 86 to 2089 and encodes 667 amino acids. NCBI's taxonomy places the organism in Eukaryota, Metazoa, Arthropoda, Insecta, Coleoptera, Silphidae.